CCAUUCUAUCUUAGGGACCACAUAUUAAUUCCUUUAUAAAUAACAAAAUACAUCAAGAUUAUUGAUCUCUCUAGCUCUCAUUUUCCCCUCAUUCAACAAAAAAAUGGCCUUUAGAUUCAAGAACCAAAACCCUAAACCAUCUUCUAUAUACUCUAGCAGCCCAUUCAACCAAAUUGAAACCCCUCCUUUAUUAUCACUCCUCCAACGUACCACAAAUCAUCAUCACAAUUGUACAACAACAACGAAAACGACGACCACUACUAAUGCUACUAACACAAACACCAAAAAAUCAAGAAAAUCUUCUAGUAGUACUAGUGGUGGCAUUCUUAAAAUGUUCAAACUCCUUCCUAUGUUAACAACCGGUUGCAAAAUGGUUGCUUUAUUAGGUGGUCGUCCAAGAAAUAAACCAAUGUUAACUGAUAAAGCCACAACAAUUACAUUAUUUGGUUACAAAAAAGGUAGAGUUAGUCUAGCUAUUCAAGAAGAUCCUCAUAGACCUCCGAUUUUCGUUAUCGAGCUACCGAUGGUUACCGGGGUUUUUCAUAAAGAAAUGGCAUCAGAUAUCGUAAGAUUGGCAUUAGAGAGUGAAACGAAGACACAUAAAAAGAAAGUUCUUGAGGAAUUUGUAUGGGGUGUUUAUUGUAAUGGAAGGAAAUUUGGUUAUUCAAUAAGGAGGACUAAUAAAAAUAUGAGUGAUGAUGAAGCUCAUGUUAUGCAAUUAUUAAGAGGUGUUUCAAUGGGUGUUGGAGUUCUUCCUUGUCCACUAUUACAACAUGAUAACAAUAAUCAAAGUGUUGAUGGGGAAAUAACUUAUAUGAGGGCAAGAUUUGAUAGGGUGGUUGGAUCAAAAGAUUCAGAAGCAUUUUAUAUGAUUAAUCCUGAUGGUGCAUCUGGUCAAGAAUUGAGUAUUUUCUUCGUAAGACUUCACUGAUUAGAAGUUUCGAGUUUGAUUCAAGAAAAGGAAAAAUCUUAUAUGGUAACCAUAUAGGGAAUAUUUUACUUUUCGUGUCCGAAUUUCUUAUUGUAGUUCUUGAUUGGUGAUUUUUUUUUUAAUUAUAUGGACUUGGGUAUAGUAAUUGGUUCCUCACUUCAUGACUAAGUUUUUGGAGUUAAAGUUAGAGUACUUAAUAUCGAUUUCUUUCCUAUAGUGCUAUCAGAGACAUGCCCUAUUUCAAUUUGUUGAUUUAUCCGCUGUUGGGCCGUCCACCAUAUUAAUUAUGUUGUCUACACUCCAAUUAGUUGGGGUGUACGAGGAUGUCAGAAUUUCCCAUAUUUGUUUUUAAUCGGUGAUUCGAUUAUUUCGUUAAUGA
Solanum dulcamara is the source of this 1310-nucleotide messenger RNA. Its product is annotated as protein MIZU-KUSSEI 1. Lineage: Eukaryota; Viridiplantae; Streptophyta; Magnoliopsida; Solanales; Solanaceae. Gene Ontology annotation, biological process: hydrotropism. The transcript has a single exon. The record is from RefSeq and is a predicted model, not a curated record. Bases 104 to 931 code for a protein of 275 amino acids.